Messenger RNA from Jaculus jaculus (lesser Egyptian jerboa), 624 nucleotides. It is a transcript of the gene C2H4orf36, whose product is annotated as chromosome 2 C4orf36 homolog. The record is from RefSeq and is a predicted model, not a curated record. The coding region runs from base 51 to 539 and encodes 162 amino acids. NCBI's taxonomy places the organism in Eukaryota, Metazoa, Chordata, Mammalia, Rodentia, Dipodidae. The transcript has 3 exons.
GUGACAUUCCAUCAGGCUCGUGUCAGGAAACUGGACUGUGGUGAUUCACCAUGGCGUAUGGCUUGCCAAGAAAGAAUACUGUGAAAACCAUUUUGCGGGGCAGUUGUUAUAAAGUACAGGAACCAUGGGAUCUUGCAUUGCUUACAAAGACCUGGUAUACGAACAUAGCCAACAUCAAAUUGCCUUUCUUGGGAGAAAUCACUUUUGGCACUCCUGUACAGCUCGUAAAAUGUCAAAUUGGCAAGGAUGACAUGCUUCCUUCAAAAGAAUCCAUCAGAAUUGAAAGGGAGUAUGAGAGGAAGCGACUAGAGAAGCUUAAAUCUCAGGAAAAUGCAUAUGAGGAAAUUCAGCUUUCCUUGAAGGAAAAGAAGAUUGGCCUGAGGAGACCUCUGUCCCAAGUGAUACCAUCAAAGCUGUGCUCUUUCCCUGUAUCCAGCAGGGUGGGGAAGAAGGGUUCCGAUUCUUCUGUGGUGUCAAGUUCAGUGCAGACUAAGGCAUGCUCUCUGGUGCAUGGGUCAGUACUUCUAAACAUGGGUUAGUAGGCAGCUCAGACAGACCUCCUGUGUUCCCAUGACACUCUUGUUUCUUUGUGUCAGAAACAGCAGUACUGUGAGUAGAUGAAAA